CUAAGCGCCAAAAACACCACUCUCUCUCUCUCUCGCUCUCUCUCUCUCUCUCUCUCUCUCUCUCUAAGCAGUCACUCAACCGCUGAACCAGUUAUGCAAAUGGCAAGUGAAAAGCCAAAACAAGGAGAUAAAUUGCCAAUGUCUGCUUCCUUUCCACAAAGCGACAAAGAACUGGAACCCUUUGAUCUACAGGAUGGAUCUGAUGAUCUUCCUGGUAUUUUUGAUGAUACGGCACAAUCAGCACCUUUUUUUCCAACCGUGGAUGUGCAUGGAAUGCCUCAAUCUUAUGCACAGGAAAUGUCAUUUCCUGUUAUCAAGGAUGAUAUCUCUCAAUGUAAUGUUUUUCACAAUCCUGUGACUGGCCCUGGUUACUUAUAUGAGCCUGUUUCAGGCUUUUCAGAUUUGGUAGGGAAUUUGAAUGAAUUUGGUCAAUACGAUGCUCUUGUGAAUUCAGUAGCUACUGCUAAUAUCCAUGCCACUGAUCUUGACAAUCCUCAAAUUGAGAGAAAUACAGUAACCUCCGGGAUUGAUGUGGGUGGUGGCUUACAAAUGUCAAAAGCUGGUAGAGAAGCAAAUGAUAGUGAUAUUUGUAGGCCUUGGCUAAUUGAAAAUCAAAUCACCCAUGCACAUACUGCACCUGUAUCAGGCCUUAAUCCAUCUAGUGGACAAAUGGGAAUAAACAUCUCACAGAUGUACAGAUCUGGUAGAGAAGCAAAUAGUAAUAAUAUUCAUAUGCCUUGGGUAUUUGGAAAUCCAGUCAUCCUUCCAGGUAGUACACAUGUAUUAGGCCACAACCCACCAAUUAAUGGAGAAUUGAGAAUGAAUAACAGUUUCGUGGCAGGUGUAGCUCCAUCAAAUCAUCCUGAAAUGCUUGAUGGGAAUUUCCUUACUCUUGGAUAUGGGUCUAAUCUGGAGACCAGAUCUAAAUAUAAUGUCUCCAGCAAAGAUAACAAUCAGAGCAAUAAAAAUAUUGUUCUGCCCAUGUUAAACACUUAUUCUGGUCAAAAUGUUGCUAGAAGUUCUUUGAAAUCUAGUUCUAAUGUGGCUGAUGGUUUUUCUAGUUUCCAGAAGUACGAUGGUGGAUUUGCUAGACUAGUGCCUAAUGAGAGUGAGUCUAUAAGCAUAGGCCAUGCACAACAUAACGAUGCACUUUCUGGUUUAGGGCAGAAUGCAAGUGGGGUUUCUCAUCAGGUGUGGAAUGCUAAUGAAUUUUCUAGUCUGGUGCAGAAUGUGGCUGGAUUUUCUCAUCAAGCGCAGAAUAUAGAUAGAUCUUCUGGUCUAAUUCAGAAUGUAGGUGGGCUUUCUAAACCAUCUAGGGAUGAGAGUGUUGGGACCCUGUUGCCACUAGUAGAUAGGCAAAAUUAUAAUCAAAUCCCAAGCAGCUGGAACUUAGGAUUUGGAGAGAAAAUGAAGGAGAGAUUUGCAAAUAUAAGUCCUUACACAAGCUUUCAAGGUCUUCCAACUGAGUCAUCAAUACCAAAUAAUAGCAACCAAGUUGGCUUACCUGAUGCUGCAUGGUUUGGGGCAAAUGGGUUGUCACCAUCAUCUUCUUUGGUUAGGAGUGCUAUUCAACCUGCAUCUAAUCAGCUACGGAGUUCUCUUGUAGGAGCUGUGAGAAAUUUCUGCCCAGAGCCUUCUAUGGUUUUGCCCUUUACUGGAGUUACAAGGAGCAUUGACUGGCAGGGUCAGUCAGGUGAAGAAUUUCCAGCAGUAAAUAGGCCUAUUCGAUCUUGUGUUCCUUCCGGACGAUUUCUUAAGAGGGGAUCACCCAUAUGCCCUCCCAACGCUCCCCAGCCUUGGUGCAAAAGGUCCAGAUCAAUUAGACCUGCCAGUCAUCUGUCUGCUCCAACAUUGCUCCAAACUAGUCCAACACAUGCUCCUCUAACUUCAGUUGAUUCCUUAAGCCCCCUCGUACCCCGGAGUUUUCCCAGUCGCCCACCUACAGCCUACACUUCUCGUCUUUCAUCCUUGCCCAGAACUUCUUCACCUCACCAUAUCAAGUGGCAAGGAAGGCAAGGAGACGUUAAAACUCCUCAACCGAGUGGAAAUCAAUGUCAUAUAUGCAAGAGGGAUCUGUCAUUCACUCCAGAAGGCCCCAUACACCAGCCAGAGAAACCAAUAACUGCUGCUGUCUUGCCAUGCGGCCACCACUUUCAUGAUUCUUGCUUGCAGCGUAUCACUCCUCAAGACCAAGCUCAAGAUCCUCCUUGUAUCCCAUGUGCCAUGGGCGAGAAGGACUACUUUGAUAGCAUUAGUCAGGAUUAAGAGGAAAAUGAAAGCUAUAUAGAAAAGUGGUUAAAUCAAAUAGUUAAAAAUUCAUGUAUCUGUAUAUAGCAGGUGAAUGUGAUCAAAAUGAUAGGUAGUCUACUUGGUAGCUAUGCCAUUAUAAGGUGUAUAUAAUAGUGGUUGACGCAAUUCCAUUAAUACAUGUCUCCAAAACCCUUCAACCACCAAGAGUUUGGUGUAUAUAGGGUUUGCUUAUC
This is a messenger RNA of Hevea brasiliensis (rubber tree), 2483 nucleotides long. RefSeq lists its product as uncharacterized. The coding region runs from base 94 to 2265 and encodes 723 amino acids. The record is from RefSeq and is a predicted model, not a curated record. Lineage: Eukaryota; Viridiplantae; Streptophyta; Magnoliopsida; Malpighiales; Euphorbiaceae. The transcript has 4 exons.